Molecule: messenger RNA, 4267 nt
Organism: Lymnaea stagnalis (great pond snail)
Lineage: Eukaryota; Metazoa; Mollusca; Gastropoda; Lymnaeidae
Source: the annotation of a GenBank genome assembly
AAAACCAAAAACCCAGCAAGGACGAAGAGCUCUUGAAAAGAAAGAACCUAAAAUAGUAGAAAAUACAAAGAAUGCUUUAUUUUUUAAAGGGGGGAACACAAGUCAGACAGUAACACAAGUCUUGAAAGAAUGGGUAUGUCUUUCAUUAAAAUGUAUUAGUAGGCCUAUGCUAAUUUAACUAAUUAGAAGGAAUUCUUUAAGAAAUACUAUUAAAUGUUGUGGUGAAAAUUCACAAUCUUUUUCUGAAAUCUUUUGCUAUCAGCUUGUUUUGCUUUAACUGUUAUGUACAAAUUUUGUUCUAUUUUUACUAUCAAUAUUUAUUAUUAUUUGUCACUUGACAAUGUGUUUUGAAUUUUUAAAUUAUUUUCUUUCAGCAUACUCUCAAGAAACCAAAUGCAUCUAUGUUCAGCAAGUAUGUUAUUUAAUUUUUUUAAAUAUAUAAUUGGAAAAUAAAUUCAAAAUAUUUUUAGCAAAACUUAACUUAAAACUAAAAUACAAGACAGUGAUAUAGUAUUUUCAUUGAACUAAAAUAAUUACAGUGCCAAAAAUUUUACCUGCUGACCACGAAAUGACAUUUAUUACACACCCGGGUCUGGGUGUUUAAACAAAAUUUAUGCAUAUUUUUAACAUAAUUUUUUUGUACAUAGGUUUAUGACAACUAGUAGCAAACUGCAGCACUUACGCAUUUAUCGCAGCUCUGCAGCAUGUAUGAUUUUAAAAAAAAUAUUUAUGGGUAAGGCUAUUAACUUUUCCCCCAUUGUGUGGAACACAUUUCUCGUUUUUUACAGAUUAAUCCUGAUUGGGUGGACGACAUCUCUUGUUUUCUAAAGAUAAUUCCUGAAUUUCAGUCACUGCUGGGAAUGGUCUCAAAAUAUACCACAAAGUCGACCUGGCUCAGCCCUAAUUUUCAGUGAAAUAAAAUUAUUAGUUUCAGUUUGUUUAUCAUAUAUUACAUUGUAAUUGUAAAAUUAUCUAUUUUUCUCUUUCUUCAGAAAAAAUACAACCAGGCCUUUUGAGGAUCAGAGCUCAGUGGUAUGCACCUCUCUCCUAUAAUCAUAAUUUUUAGUGAUGUUAGCUGAAAUGUGAUGUAAUGGUAGUCUAUUAAUUUUAUAUUAUUUAAGAAGCGCUGUAUUUAAAUCAUGUUAAUCUAAACUUUAAAAAAAAAAAAAUUUUAAGUCAGAAUAGCUAUUAGUUUAUAAGUCAUUUUUAAUCAAGAAGCAUAAAAUUUUAAGUGUAUCAUUAAUUAAAAUGUGUUGAUUUUCAACUUUAAUAGAUCCAUAAGUUAGCUCUCGGACCUAAAACUUUUAUGGAAUGUCAAGUUCUUAGAAUAUAAUGCAAAAAAAAAAAAAAAAGCAUCUAAAUAAAUAAAUUCCCAUAGUAAUCUAAAAUUGGUUUUGAUUUCCCUAUAAUGAAUGUAUUACGUGUCUUACAACAGGAAUUUUUCACAUCCAAAGCUGACAGCUCCCUUUUUAUGUUUGGCAGCCACUCCAAAAAGCGACCUCAUAACCUAGUCAUAGGUAGAGUAUUUUUUUUACUGCAAAUAAGCAAUCCAAUAUAAUAUUUGUGAUUUAGUUAGUUACUCUGUUGGUUCAGAUAUAUAUAUUAAAAAAAAAAUUACAUAGUUUUUAAUUAAUUCACAAGAGUACUUAAUUACAUUAAUGACCUAAUAUUGAACUUUAUUUUCAAAAAAUUACUAUAUAACGUUAAUGCUCAAAGAAAAGUACAUAACAAAUAUAAGACACAUUAGUUACUCCUAGAAAAAUUUUCACUUUAACCAUAGACCCAAGCUUAUACCUUAAAAAGUAUUAACAAAUUUGCUUAUAUGCUCAAAAACAUACAUUGCUUGCUUAUAUGCUUUAUUUGCAAUUUUUAAACAUACAUGUCAUAGUUUUUCAACUGUUGGUAGUCCUAAUUUGUAAUUCAAUCUCUAGCUGGGUAUUAUAAUACUAAUUAAUAAUUCAAUCACUUUCUAACGAUUGUAGCACUAAUUAGUAAUUCAAUCACUGGGUGGGAAUUGUAACACUAAUUAAAAUUAGUAAUUCAAUCACUAUCUGGGGAUUGUAGUACUAAUUCAUAAUUCAAUCACUGCUGAGGAUAAUUUGCAAUUACUAAUAAACAAAAGAAUCACAAUUAGAAUAGGUAAAUAUUAACUCUAGAGGUUGAAAUUCUUUUGGCACAUUCAGGUGCAUCUCAUUUUUUAAUGUAUUUUCAGGGAGAUUAUUUGAUAACCAGGUUUUGGACAUGGCUGAGUUUGGAAUUGAAAAGUUUGCAUCAAUGCAAGAAUUCAAGGCAAGAUUAUAUAGUUAAACAACUGAUAUGUCUUUUAACAGCAUACUUAAAAAAUUGAGAUUUUAACGUUUAUGAAAUACCGGUAGUCAAAAUACUCAUGUUCAGUGCUGUCAAACAUUUUAAAAUAUUAGGAGUUAUCUAAAUGAUAGCGGUGUAAGUGUGGUUGCUGUAUAAAUAACUCAUGUUUUAAUUAGGAAUUCUGAUGAAUAUUAAUGCUGACGUUAAACUAUGCUACCGGUACCUAGAAAGUAUGUCAUGAGCCCUGUAUUACACAACUGAACUAGAGAUUAGGAUAACUUUUUGGAAACUCAAAUUCAAAUUUGAAGAAAUUGCUGUUGCAAUAAAAUUAAUUAUUUUUGUUUUUAUCAGGGACAGAAAGCUGCAUCUGGAAUUAAACCUUGUCUAAUUUUUUCUGGAGAGUUCUUUGAAGAGAAUGAUGAAAACAAGAGAAUAAAAAACUUACUGAUAGGUAGAUCUAAAUAUAAUAUUUUAUUUCCCAUAUAUUUAAUGUGAUUUGAUAAAAAACACAAUUUUGUGUAAAAACAAAUCUAAUAAAUUAAAAGUUCUUUGUGUGAAUGGAUAAAAAUAGUGCUUGAUUGGUUUAUUUCAAAAGGGAAAUAGUUUGAAGUGGUUCUUAAUUUAUGUCUUUUUAAAUUAAAACUUAUUUUUCUUUUUUUUAAAGUAGGUUUUCUACUCUCCACUCAAAUGCAGAUUUAGAUGGUGUGUGUAUAUUUCAAAUAUUUAAAAAACUUAAUUACAUUUUUUUUUCCAAAGAUUUUUUCAGAGGGGCAACUGUUGAAAAGAUUUCUUUAUCUGGUUUAGAGCAUGUGAUUAACAUAAGUGCAGUCAAUGGAAAAAUAUACAUCCGUAGUUACAGGUAAGGAUUUUGUUUUAAGAUUGAAAGGAUAACUUUAAAAAAUUUACUAUAAAGACAUAUGCAAUGGAACAAAGUUAUUAAUUUUUCUAUUUUUUUUGUAUGUCACUUACAUAGGGUGCUGAUGAAGAAAUCUGGAUCAAAGACACCCAGGGUAGAACUCGAGGCUAUGGGACCAUUUUUAGAUCUUAGCUUGCGGAGAACUCGCCUAGCCUCAGAUGAUUUAUUUAAAAGAGCACUUAAAAAAGCUGCUUUAGCAAAGGUACAGCAGCAUUCAUAAAAAUUAUCAUUGAUGAGGUCUUACAUGAUUUCACAAUAGUAUAUUAAUGUUAUCUUGCCGGAAAGAUUUAAAUAAGAGGUAUUCAUUAGGCAAUUUUUGGCUUUAAGGGAUAUUGAGAAAACAUACUGAGCAUCUCAAAUGUCAAGCAUAAUCAAUCCUUCAACUUUACCUUUCAGGCAAAGAAGAAGAAAAAUAUCUCCCAUGAUGCACUUGGUAAUAAACUGGGUCGCAUUCAUAUGACAACACAAAACUUUGGAAAGCUCCAAGCCAGGAAACUCAAGGGUCUCAAGAGAAAGGCACCAGUUGACAAAGCAGAAAAAAAACAGACAAAAGAGGGAAAUAAAAGAAAGAAAGUAACAGAUGCAGAUUCUGAAAUGUGAAUGUGUUUAAAUUUAUGAAUGUUUGAUGCUUUUGUUGAAAAUUUGUCUUUAAAUUUUAUAUGAGUAGGGAAUUUGUUCAAAUAAUAAUUUAAAAGUUUAGGGGAUAUAUGUAUUUGAUCCUGGUAGUAAUAUAUGUAUUAAUUUUGAAAAAAAAAAUUAAUGCUGAAAUGUGUUGUAAAAUAAAUUCUAGUUCUAGCAAACAAAAUACAUUUUAUGUAUUACGGGGUAUGUGAAAAUGCCUAUUAGGAAAUCAAAUAUUUAAUAUAUAAAGCUUAAUAUGAAUUGUAUGGUUUUUUAGCAUUAUAUUAGUGUAUUUAUAAAAAUAUUAUAUUUCAUUCAUUCAAAUUGUCAUAAUGUUGAAUAAAAAUAUGUAACAAAUUUGAAAUCAAUUGGCAUUUAAAAGAUUUUUAUUCUUAUAAUGGAAGCUCGAUUGUUAAUGAUAAA